Molecule: messenger RNA, 3204 nt
Organism: Pectinophora gossypiella (pink bollworm)
Lineage: Eukaryota; Metazoa; Arthropoda; Insecta; Lepidoptera; Gelechiidae
Gene: Best1
Product: bestrophin-4
Exons: 13
Coding region: 343-2493 (716 amino acids)
Molecular function (GO): chloride channel activity
Source: RefSeq, a predicted model, not a curated record
UUCAGUGUAAACUUCAGUCAGUUAGGUAGUUGUUUAGUGAUCAACGAUGUGUUGACUUUGUUUGUGGAGUAGAUUUACGAUGUGCUAACUACUGUAUUACCUUGUAUCAUGUGAUUUUAAAUAUUUUUGUUGUGCAUAAGUAUAUUUUGUUGACUAGUGUUUUAGAAGAAGAACCUAUGUGUUAUUAUUUUUAGUGUCAUGUAUUGUAUUAUGAAAGAUAAUGAAUUCUGGAAGAAAUAGUCAAAUUCUAUAUACAUGGCUUUAUAUGUUAUUAACAUAAAUAAAUGUGGCUUAUUAUAUGUAUGAUAUUAUUGAUAGUAUAUUUUUGUAAAAAGUGUUAAAAUGACCGUCACAUACACCGGAGAAGUAGCCACUUGCCGUGGUUUUGGGACCUUUCUAAAAGUUUUGUACAGAUGGCGCGGAAGUAUUUACAAAUUGGUAUGGCUGGAUCUGUGCGUGUUUCUACUUAUUUAUUACGUCCUCAAUCUAACCUACCGUCUUCUGUUAGACGCAGAGUCCAAAAAAACAUUCGAAGGCGUGGUAAACUACUGCAACUUCCACGGCAACGUGAUACCGCUGUCGUUUGUGCUGGGUUUCUACGUGACAGUGGUGAUGAACCGCUGGUGGAGUCAGUACACCAGCAUACCCUGGCCGGAUUCCAUCGCUGUCUUCAUUUCCGCUACUAUACACGGCCAGGACGAACGAGGCCGGUUGCUCAGAAGAACGAUAGUUCGCUAUGUGUGCCUGUGUCUCACGAUGGUGCUAUCAAUGAUCUCACCCCGCGUCAAGAAGAGGUUCCCGACCCUCGACAACUUUGUCGAAGCUGGUCUGCUGCUAGAUAACGAGAAAAGUAUUCUCGAAAACUUAAAUGACAAGUUUCCCAAACCUUCUAAACACUGGUUGCCGAUAGUAUGGGCGGCAAGUAUAGUGACGAGGGCCCGCAAAGAGGGCCGUAUACGAGAUGACUUUGCUGUAAAGACUAUUAUUGAUGAACUAAACAAAUUCAGAGGACAAGCUGGAUUACUCCUCAGUUAUGACACUAUAAGUGUUCCUCUUGUAUAUACUCAGGUAGUUACCAUAGCAGUUUAUUCGUAUUUUAUAACGUCUGCGUUGGGUAGUCAAUGGGUGGACAACAAACUAAACACCAGUACAACAUCAGCGUACAUUAGUAAUAUAGAUCUUUACUUUCCUAUAUUUUCUACAUUAGAAUUCUUCUUCUACAUGGGCUGGUUGAAAGUGGCCGAGUCUCUAAUAAACCCCUUUGGCGAGGAUGACGAUGAUUUCGAAGUCAACUGGCUUAUUGAUAGGGACUUGCAGGUGUCAUACAUGAUAGUAGACGAGAUGCACCACGAGCACCCUGAGCUGCUGAAGGACCAGUACUGGGACGAGGUGUUCCCGUCGGAGCUGCCGUAUACGAUAGCGACGGAGAACCAGCGGGAGGAGCACCCUGAGCCGUCGACGGCGCGUGUGGCCGUCCCGCCCCGGCAGCGCAGCAUGGUCACCGUCAACCCCUCCACAGUCAAGAUCGACGAGAUGGUCCCCUCCAACACCGUGAGUUACAAGUUCGCCCCGCCAGAGCAACUUCAGAUGAACGAUGACGCACAGUCGGGAAUACACUUCAUCGUGUCUCGCGGGAGCAGCAAGCGCGGGAAGAAGGAGGACAGGAACUCGAUGGGGUCGACGAACUCGAUGGCGUCCCUGCAACAAACUCCCAUGACGCGGGCGAACUCCGUCACCUCCAUGCUUAAGAGACUGUUCUCGAAAGAAGAACAGAGACAACCAGCGGUGCAAGUCUCCACAACAGAUGGCACCGGUUCUAGGUUUAUGAUAUCGGCAAGUAACCCGACACUAAACAAGCCGGCCACUGCGGGUGGUGGCAGUAUGAAGAUAGCGAACGAAGUCAUCGAGGAAGUGGAUGAACAGGCCACCAUCACCAGCAUGGGCAAACGACCCGAAACUAGGCCAACAGCAAUGAGUUUAUUCCAACAAGGACCGCCAACGCCCAGUGAGCCGGUUGAUGUGCCAUCUAGAAACUCAAACCAUAGUUCUUCAAUCCGUCCAGACACUAGGCUAUCGUCGUCAGCGCCGAACCAGUGGACGCGGUCGCUGGGCCCGGAGGCGGAGGAGGCGAGCCCGGCGGCGGCGUCACUGUCCACGCAGCCCUCGUUCAGCGUGCCCGAGGAGCGCCCGCGGCUUGAUAGCGACGUGGGGCCCUCGCUCAGCGCCGCCGGCAGCCAAACACUGCUGGACGAGGUGGACGGCGGUGAUGAGGCCGACAUGGACGAGUUCGACCGCCUGCGUAACACGCGCGAGCAACACCGGCGCGCCAAGUACUUGCAGAAGAUGAUGGCCCGCUCCAUUAGUGCACAACAGCAAACUGGCGGCAGUGGCGAACUGAUAGACAACGACCUAUUAUUGGAGGAAUUACUGAUGCAAUCCGAAGCACAAUUAAAGAAAGAUAAUGAAAAAGACAGUAAAGUAGAAACUACCUGACACAACAAAAGCUUUAUAUUCAUGUGGGAUUAAUUUCUAAAUAAAAGACAUCUCAUUGCAUUUACAGUAUUAAGAAUGUGAUACAUUGGUACCUCUACUUAUGUAGUUUGAUGAAUCAUUUAAAUCAUGUGAUCAGCGAGAUCAAGCUUUAUUAUAGUAAAUUAUUUUACUUUUAAGUAUAAUUAUUAUACUGCUAUUACAAAUGAAAUGUUUUUAUUUACCUAUAGUAUUAAACUUAGUUUUUUGAAAACAAACCACAUUAGUCUGUAGACAAUUCUCUGAACCUGAAGGCACAAUCAAAGUGUAAUUAGUAUUCGUAACUUGAUUUUAAGUAUGUAAUCAUUACAUGGGCCAUGUCUUUGUCAAAUUGAUAGUAACGCUCUGACACCAGGAUUGAUGAGGUUGUACAUUGAUCACAAUAUUCUUUUUAAUAUAAAAAAGCAUCUUGCGUAUACGCCACGAAAGAAGUCCCACAGAUUUUAACAGAAACUGCAACAUCAGCUAGGCUAUGGGGCUAUUUUUGUAUGAAAACUGUCAUCAACUAUUCGGAAAAACUAUUGGUCACUCAUCGCCACACCUUUCCCCAUAACACUUCCACAUGUUGCAAAGCUAUAUAUAAACCUAUUCUGACAUUUUUACAAACUUGAAUGAAAAUUAUGUAAGUUUUCAUAUUAAUAAAAAAAUACUUCCUACCUCUUCCUUAUAAUGCUA